CUCUGGCUGAGCUCUUCUAGCCCCUGCCCCACCCCCAGCUUCACCACCCUUUUCUGCUUCUGCAGUAGCCUGUCACCUAGCAGUCAGCUGUUGGUGGCACAGAUGGCGAGUACUUUUAAUUCAUCCUAGGGAACCAUCAGCGCAGGACCAUGCAAGCCCAUGAGUUAUUCCAGUAUUUUCGAUUGCCAGAGCUGGUUGACAUCCGGCAGUACGUGCGCACCCUUCCUACCAACACACUUAUGGGCUUCGGAGCUUUUGCUGCACUCACUACUUUCUGGUACGCCACGAGGCCCAAGGCCCUGAAGCCACCAUGUGACCUCUCCAUGCAGUCAGUGGAAGUGGCGGGUAGCAAUGGUGCUCGAAGAUCCACGCUCCUUGACAGUGAUGAGCCCUUGGUGUACUUCUACGAUGAUGUCAGAACAUUAUAUGAUGUUUUCCAAAGGGGCAUACAGGUGUCAAAUAAUGGCCCUUGUUUGGGCUCUCGGAAACCAGACCAACCCUAUGAGUGGCUUUCCUAUAAACAGGUGGAAGAACUGUCGGAGUACAUAGGCUCAGCGCUGCUCCAGAAGGGCUUCAAGGCCUCCCAAGACCAGUUCAUUGGCAUCUUUUCUCAGAACAGACCCGAGUGGGUGAUUAUUGAACAAGCAUGCUUUGCUUACUCAAUGGUGAUUGUUCCACUUUAUGAUACCCUUGGAGCUGAUGCCAUCACUUACAUAGUCAACAAAGCUGAGCUCUCUCUGAUUUUUGCUGACAAACCAGAGAAGGCCAAAAUCUUAUUAGAGGGUGUAGAAAAUAAGUUAACAUCAGGCCUUAAAGUCAUAGUUCUCAUGGACACCUAUGGCAGUGAUCUGGUGGAACAAGGCAAGAAAUGUGGGGUGGAAAUCAUCAGCAUGAAGGCAUUGGAGGGCCUUGGAAGAGCCAACAGAAAGAAGCCCAAGCCUCCAGCACCUGAUGAUCUUGCAAUAAUUUGUUUCACAAGUGGAACUACAGGCAACCCCAAAGGAGCAAUGAUCACCCACCAAAAUGUAGUGAGUGAUUGUUCAGCUUUUGUGAAAGCAACAGAGAAAGCACUUGUCUUGAAUGCCAGUGACAUACAAAUUUCAUUCUUACCACUUGCACACAUGUAUGAGCAAUUACUGCAGUGUGUGAUGCUGUGUCAUGGAGCUAAAAUAGGGUUUUUCCAAGGAGAUAUCAGGCUGCUUAUGGAUGACCUCAAGGUACUUCAACCCACUAUCUUUCCUGUGGUUCCAAGACUGCUGAACCGGAUGUUUGACCGAAUUUUUGGACAAGCAAACACCACACUGAAGAGAUGGCUAUUGGACUUUGCCUCCAAGAGGAAAGAAGCAGAGCUUCGUAGUGGCAUCAUUAGAAACAAUAGCGUGUGGGAUAAACUCAUCUUCCACAAAAUACAGUCAAGCCUGGGUGGAAAAGUCCGGCUGAUGGUCACAGGAGCUGCCCCUGUAUCUGCCACUGUGCUGACGUUCCUAAGAGCAGCCCUUGGCUGUCAGUUCUACGAAGGCUAUGGACAGACAGAGUGCACUGCUGGCUGCUCCCUGAGUGUACCUGGAGACUGGACAGCAGGCCAUGUUGGUGCCCCAAUGCCUUGCAACUUCAUAAAACUUGUUGAUGUGGAAGAAAUGAAUUAUAUGGCUGCCAAGGGUGAGGGUGAGGUAUGCGUGAAAGGGCCAAAUGUAUUUAAGGGCUACUUGAAGGACCCAGCAAAAACAGCAGAAGCUUUGGAUAAAGAUGGCUGGUUACACACAGGAGACAUUGGAAAAUGGUUGCCAAAUGGAACCUUGAAGAUCAUUGACAGGAAAAAGCACAUAUUUAAACUGGCACAAGGAGAAUAUAUAGCACCUGAGAAGAUUGAAAAUAUCUACCUGCGAAGUGAACCUGUGGCCCAGGUGUUUGUCCAUGGAGAAAGCUUGCAGGCAUUCCUCAUAGCAAUUGUGGUACCAGAUGCUGAGACCUUACCUUCCUGGGCCAGAAAGAGAGGCUUUGAAGGUUCCUUUGACGAGUUGUGCAGAAACAAGGAUGUCAAAAAAGCUAUCCUAGAAGAUAUGGUGAGAAUUGGCAAGGAUUCUGGUCUGAAACCAUUUGAACAGGUCAAAGGCAUUGCUCUGCACCCUGAAUUAUUUUCUAUUGACAAUGGCCUUCUGACCCCAACAAUGAAGGCAAAAAGGCCAGAGCUACGGAACUAUUUCAGGUCACAGAUAGACGAACUAUAUUCUACCAUCAAGGUGUAACGUAGGAAGAAAGCUCAGAAGAGAUGGCGCACCUCCACAGUCCCUUCUUCUACUGAUGGCCUUCAUGUUGGGAAUUUUGACUGCAGCAAGCAUAGGGAAGGAAGUGUCCAUGUUUGGCUUGUCCAUUCAGGGUCUUGUCAUAGGAUUAUUAGAGGAAAUGGAACACUGCCUUACAGUCACCUCGUAUUGCAGACCAUAUUCAUGGUAAUAUACAAUUUCCAAAAUGAGCCUUAAAAUUGUAAAGGGGAAACUAUAAAAGUGCUAAGUUAUUUGAGACUUCCUCAGUAAUAAGGUGGGUGAUAAAACUUCUGUCUCCCUGUUUUUCUAAAUAAGGGGUUAGGACUCUGCUGUUUCUGAGAUGUCUGCUACUUGCUGCAAAUUCUGCAGCUGUCUGCUGCUCUGAAGAGUCCAAUGCACUGGAGGGAAUCUGUUCCUUUAGAAACAAGAACAACUGUUCUAGCUGGAGAACAUCACAAGUGGACCAGAGAUUUUUUUAAAAAAAAUCCCUGCCACAUUCCCUUUACCAUCUCACAUGCACUCACAAAAUCCUUCUGAUGUAAGGUUUCAAAACAAUCCCCUCCUGAUGUUCCUAAAUGGGGCAUAAGGUUCCUAAUAAACCAAAGGAUAGGUCUGCCUUGGAGCACUGCGGGUGCUGAGUCUCAGAAGAAUGGCGGCUCAUCCAAGCGAAUGGCUUCUCAUCUCGCAGCAGGCUGCUCUCAUACUCUCCUCCACACCUGGCUCUUCCCUCCUUUCCAGGGGUUAUGAAAAAAAAAACCUGCCUUAGACUCUGCAG
This is a messenger RNA of Fukomys damarensis (Damara mole-rat), 3039 nucleotides long. It is a transcript of the gene Acsl1, whose product is annotated as acyl-CoA synthetase long chain family member 1. NCBI's taxonomy places the organism in Eukaryota, Metazoa, Chordata, Mammalia, Rodentia, Bathyergidae. Gene Ontology annotation, cellular component: endoplasmic reticulum; membrane. Gene Ontology annotation, molecular function: arachidonate-CoA ligase activity. The transcript is spliced from 21 exons. The record is from RefSeq and is a predicted model, not a curated record. The coding region runs from base 150 to 2246 and encodes 698 amino acids. Gene Ontology annotation, biological process: very long-chain fatty acid metabolic process; long-chain fatty acid metabolic process; long-chain fatty-acyl-CoA biosynthetic process.